AUGGCGGUGCUGGAAUUGCAAGGGGUGGUAGAAGUUCAGCCCCAAUUUGAAGAUGGCCUCCACAACCUCCACAUCGGCCUUCUCUGCCGCCCUUCCUCGCCGGAAACCUACACGUUUACUAUCGGCUACCAGGAACUGACAGGGACGAAACUGCCCUUCAAGAAGCCGCUCUUGGUCUUAAAGAAAACGAAGCGCCCCAAAGAUGGUUUCUAUGACGGUGCUCAUGUCGCAGUGGUGGGAUUGGAAGUCACUGGAAUCAUCCGCCACCGAGAACCCCAACCAGCGGUGAAGAAAAGCGCGCAAGCUCCUUUUACACCAAGUGUCCUGGAAAACUGA
Molecule: messenger RNA, 336 nt
Organism: Pyrus x bretschneideri (Chinese white pear)
Lineage: Eukaryota; Viridiplantae; Streptophyta; Magnoliopsida; Rosales; Rosaceae
Exons: 2
Coding region: 1-336 (111 amino acids)
Source: RefSeq, a predicted model, not a curated record